Messenger RNA from Oncorhynchus masou masou (cherry salmon), 2564 nucleotides. Its product is annotated as retinol-binding protein 3-like. Gene Ontology annotation, biological process: proteolysis. The transcript has 4 exons. Gene Ontology annotation, molecular function: retinol binding; serine-type peptidase activity. Lineage: Eukaryota; Metazoa; Chordata; Actinopteri; Salmoniformes; Salmonidae. The coding region runs from base 28 to 1875 and encodes 615 amino acids. The record is from RefSeq and is a predicted model, not a curated record.
UUUACUGCAAUCUAGAAACCCGACAAGAUGGCAAAGUCUCUCCUCUUGUUGGCAUCGGUGGUGGUCUUCAGCAAUGUCGCCAUCCACAGUGCUUUCGCACCCGACCUGAUUGUAGACAUGGCUAAAAUUCUCCUGGACAACUACUGCUCUCCGGAGAAGCUGACUGGCAUGCAGGAGGCCAUCGACGCUGCGAGCAGCAAUACAGAGAUCCUCAGCAUCCCUGACCCCGACACUCUCGCCUCUGUCCUGACCGGUGGGGUCCAGAGUACCAUCAACGACCCCCGACUGGUCAUCUCCAAUGAGCCCAACUAUGUCCCUGCGGUGGCCCCUGCCCUGCCACCCCUGCCACCGGACCAGCUUAUCGGCGUGCUCCAGAGCUCCAUUAAGCUGGAGGUCUUAGAGGGCAACAUCGGCUACCUGAGGAUCGACCACAUCAUCGGGGAGGAGUUGGCCGACAAGAUCGGCACCCUCCUCCUAGAGCUGGUCUGGAAAAAGAUUCUGCCCACGUCCGCUCUGAUCUUUGACCUCCGCUACACAGGCAGCGGGGAUCUGUCUGGCAUCCCAUACAUUGUGUCUUAUUUCACCGACGCCGAGCCUCUGAUUCACAUCGACAGUGUGUACGACCGUCCCUCCGACACCACCACCGAGAUGUGGUCCAUGCCCACACUGCUGGGCGAGAGGUACGGAACCAAGAAAUCCCUCGUCAUCCUGACCAGUGCAAACACCAAGGGAAUUGCAGAGGAUGUCGCCUACUGUCUGAAGAACCUCAAAAGGGCCACAAUCGUUGGGGAGAAAACUGCUGGCGGGUCCGUGAAAAUUGACAAGAUCAAGAUUGGGGACACAAACUUCUAUGUCACAGUGCCCUCGGCUAAGUCCAUCAACCCCAUCACAGGGAAGUCUUGGGAGGUCACCGGUGUGACGCCCGAUGUUGAGGUCGAUGCUGAAGAUGCCCUGGCUGUCGCCAUUAAGAUCAUUAACCUCCGUGCCGAGAUCCCUGCCAUUCUCGAGGCAACUGGCACUCUGGUGGCCGACAACUACGCCUUUGAGAAUGUCGGAGCAGACGUUGCAGAGAAGCUGGCAGCAGCGAGCGGUGAAUACAACUUGAUCUCUUCAAAGGUGGAUCUGGAGACUAAACUCUCUGCUGACCUCAUGACACUGUCUGGAGACAAGUGCCUGAAGACCACACACAACACCCCAACCCUGCCACCAAUGAACCCAUCUCCAGAGAUGUUCAUUGAGCUGAUCAAGGUCUCCUUCCACACGGAUCUUUUUGAGAACAACAUUGGCUACCUGCGCUUUGACAUGUUUGGUAACUUCGAGGAGGUUCAGGCCAUUGCCCAGAUCAUCGUGGAGCAUGUGUGGAACAAAGUUGUUAACACUGACGCUCUGAUUGUUGAUCUCAGAAACAACGUUGGCGGGGCCACUACUGCCAUUGCGGGCUUCUGCUCCUACUUCUUUGAUGCAGACAAGCAGGUCUUGCUGGACAAACUGUACGACAGACCGUCUGGCACCACUAAGGAGCUGUGGACUCUACCUGACCUCACAGGUGCGAGGUAUGGCUCUAAGAAGAGCCUGAUCAUCUUGACCAGCAGAGCCACGGCCGGCGCUGCCGAGGAGUUUGUCUACAUCAUGAAGAAGCAUGGUCGGGCCAUGAUCGUGGGCGAGACCACCAACGGUGCCUCACAUCCCCCUGAGACCUUCCGCGUGGGCGACAGUGAUGUGUUCCUGAGCAUCCCCACCACCCAUUCAGACACAGCCCAGGGCCCCGCCUGGGAGGGUGCCGGGGUCACCCCUCACAUCCCCGUGCCCGCCGACGCAGCCCUGGACACCGCCAAGGGCAUCCUCAACAAGCACUUCGCCGGUGCAAAGAAGUGAAGUCUCCAACUGUGGAUGUUGGCAGCCAAAGGCGUUUAGGAUCUUAUGUUCUCAGAGGAGAGAAGUGUGUAGGGUACCGUUAUAUGUAAUUGACCAAAUUUAGGCAACCAGCCUCUGCACCUAAGCCUUCUUUCUGUAGCCUGUUCUCGUUUUGCAAGAAAAUGUGAGAGGUUCUGAACCAGUUUGUGGUUUGUUUUUACUUAUAGUUUUUACUUCUGAAAACUACUGUGAUUGCAGAAUGAUUUAAGAAAGUGUGAGUGAAUUUAAAUGUUAUACUGAAAUGUGACUCUUAAAGGAGUGGUUCAGAAACUAUGUUUGUGUUUGAGUUACUGAUCCACUAGCCUUUGUGGCAAUGAUUUGUCAAAGCAGCUUCGAUCUUUGACUAUCAAAAAUAAUGUGAAUUGUAAAUGUGCGAGAGCAGGAAUGCUGAAACUAGUUUAAAAAGCAGCGUUGGAUCAAACGCUGAAAUAUUUGUAAUGACAUAUUUGCUUUUCCUAUGAUAUUCUUAUAUAAUUUCAAGUAACAUUGUUAGGACCUUUACAAACAAAUUGUCCUGUCUGUUGGGGGAGAAUUCUUAAAUUUGAUGCAGGGUCUUUUUGCUGUGUAUGGGAAGUAGUGUUGUGUCCAUACAUAGUGACUUGCCAUGUGAAGACAUUUGGGUUGUAUCAAUUCCAAUGGUGGGACACAAU